This is a messenger RNA of Mesorhabditis spiculigera, 384 nucleotides long. The record is from the annotation of a GenBank genome assembly. NCBI's taxonomy places the organism in Eukaryota, Metazoa, Nematoda, Chromadorea, Rhabditida, Rhabditidae.
AUGAACACCUUUGUAUUGUCGACAGUGUUCGCUAUUUUGUUUGUAUCUUUGGCCACUGCUGAUAGCGAAACCUUCGAGGAAUUGUUUCAACCCGAAAUGCCCAGCAUGCGAGCCCGGAUAGCGUCGAGCAGCAGGUUUUGGGGGAAACGUGACACCGCUCGAGCCCGAAUCGCCGCAUCCCGAAUUUUCCGAGGACGACGAUCGAUGGGAAUGGAGGAGACACCAGAAAGCGACGGGGAUGCGGCCAAUUUGGAGCAACAGCAGCAGCAGCUGUCUUCUGCCGAAGCACCGAUUUGGCUGAUCCCCUCCGCCGAUUACUACGAACGGACGGCCAAAGCGAUGAGGCCGAAUCUACACAUUUCAAGCCGGUUUUGGGGUCGAAAG